Molecule: messenger RNA, 1738 nt
Organism: Dermatophagoides pteronyssinus (European house dust mite)
Lineage: Eukaryota; Metazoa; Arthropoda; Arachnida; Sarcoptiformes; Pyroglyphidae
Product: WW domain-containing transcription regulator protein 1-like
Biological process (GO): hippo signaling; positive regulation of transcription by RNA polymerase II
Cellular component (GO): nucleus; cytoplasm
Molecular function (GO): transcription coactivator activity; protein binding
Source: RefSeq, a predicted model, not a curated record
UUGUUUCCAAUGACUGCGUCCAAUUGGAUGAUGCUAAACAACAACAAACCAAUAACUAGCUUUUUUGCUCGUGAUUUGUUUGUUGUGAGUGGUAGUCGUAGUGGUGUUUAGUCUCAUCAUCAAUGCUGGUGAUAAAAUAAAUCAACAACAGGUUGAAAUAAUAAUCAUUUCAUUUAUCCCACAACCGUCAUCGUCAUUGACACAAUCCUGUUCAACACAAACAUGGCUCAAAAUAAUAUGUCGCACGAAUCGAAGAUGUAUGUUGCACCUAAUCCCGAAACACAUUUCGAAGAGUUGUUCCGUGUCGUACAACAACAGGAUGUCAACAACAACAACAACAAUGCUAUUCAACCACUCAAUAACGUGCCAAUGCGACAACGUAAUUUUCCCGAAUCCUUUUUCCGUCCUCCAUCCUGUUCAUCAUCGGCAUCGCAUUCACGAGAAUCAUCACUGGACGCAACAUUCAAUUCCAAUUUUGUAAAUAAAAAUAACCAUUCUUCGGCCAAACCACCGACCACACCACAUCGAAAUAAUAACAACAAUCACCAUAAUAUAUCAUCGCCACCGUUUGUUCACCAAAAAGCUCAUUCAUUACCGGCUUCAUUGCCCAAUCAAAAAUUGACCUUCACACCAAUCACCAAUCUGGACAAUAAUAAAAGUUUGGUCAAAACACAACCUGCAGCGCCACCACCGCCCUCUCCCAAACAAUAUCGCCAUCAACAACAAUUAAAGUUGGCUAAUGCAAAUCUCACAAACAAUAACAACUUCCAUUUUCGCCAACAAAGUUAUGAUAUUGAUAAGAUUCCAUUGCCGGAUGGCUGGACAAUGUCAUUCGAUUCGAAUGGAGAACGUUACUUCAUCGAUCAUAAACGUAAAUUAACUACAUGGGAUGAUCCAAGGAUCAAAAUUACACAACAAAAUUUCACUAAUCUGGCUCAAAAUCCAACUAAUUCGAUUAUUAAUCAUCCAAAUCCUGUUGCCUCCUAUCAUCAACAUCAAUCGUCACAACCAGUACAACCAUCUCCUGCUCUAAUAUCACACAAUAGUGAUUCAUCAUUUUAUGGUCUAUCAUUAGACAAUCAUUUCACAACCUUACCGGAUUCCGGACUUCAAUUCGAUUCCAAUAUGAUAGCGAUACCGACAGAAAUCGCAUCGGUCACCGAAAAAAUGAAAGAUCAGAUUCUUACCGAUGAUACCAAUCAACAACAACAACAACAAUUAUUCGAUCCACAACUUCAAUACCUUACUGAAUUGAGAAUGGAAAGAGAAAAGAUGCGCAACCGAGCUGAAAUACUUAAAACCAAUCCUAUGGUCCGUAGCGAUUAUCUGCCAUCGUUGCAGACGUUGCCGAAAUCAUCAAACAACAAAGAUUCAACGACAACAACAUCGAUGAUGAUGCAUGGCCGUCAAGAAAGUCAGGAUUCUGGUCUUGGUGGAAGUACUACCAGUGGCACAUUGAACAGCAUUAAUUUUCCAAAUGAAGCCAACUUACUCACUGAUUUUGGCUCAAAUGGACACGUUGCAGUCGAGCAACUUGAUCCGAAUGUUGUGCAAUGUCUCAUGUCUGAUUCGGUGGAUUGUUUCGCAAUUGCCGAUUUAGAUCUGGAUGGAUUGGAUUUCGAUCAAUACAUUCAACAUAAUCCCAUCAACAAUGAUAUCGGCCAAUUAUUCAAUCACGAUGAAACCAUGACAUGGAAUGUUUGACUUUCCAAUAACCUUUCUAAAUGGCCUCGUUUCC